UCAACAAAUGUGGAGGAGGAUAUGAAUAAAAUUACACGUCAAAUGGUGCUCUGUAGUGGCACUGGUUCUACUUCAGCACCACUACUGCUGCCCGUUCUCGCUGUCCUAGUGGCCGUGGCAUUGCUGGCGCCGGCGCCAGCCGCGGCCGCCGGCAUGGCAGGCGCGUCGGUGCGGGCCGUGCACCUGGAGGCUUUGCUGGAAUUCAAGAAGGGCGUCGUCGAUGACCCGCUCGGCACGCUGUCCGACUGGACGGUGCGGGCAGGCGGCGUGCCGCGGCACUGCAACUGGACCGGCAUCGCCUGCGACGGCGCGGGCCGCGUCACGUCCAUCCAGCUGCUCGAGACCGGGCUCCGGGGCACGCUCACGCCGUUCCUCGCCAACAUCUCCACGCUCCAGGUCCUCGACCUCACCUCCAACGCCUUCGCCGGCCCCAUCCCGCCGCAGCUCGGCCGGCUCCGCGAGCUCGAGGGGCUCAUCCUCACCGUGAACGGAUUCACCGGGGGCAUCCCGCCGGAGCUCGGCGAGCUGGGCAGCCUGCAGCUGCUGGACCUCUCCAACAACUCCCUCAGCGGCGAAAUCCCCAGCCGCCUCUGCAACUGCUCCGCGAUGUGGGCGCUCGGCCUCGAGUUCAACAACCUCACCGGCGAAAUCCCCUCCUGCGUCGGCGACCUCUCCAACCUCGAGAUAUUCCAGACGUACAUGAACAAUCUCCACGGCGAGCUGCCGCCGUCGUUCGCGAAGCUCACGAAACUCAAGACACUGGACCUCAGCGCCAAUAACUUGUCCGGCCCGCUUCCGCCGGAGAUUGGCGAAUUCUCGCACCUCUGGAUCGUCCAGCUGUUCCAGAACAGCUUCUCCGGCGAAAUACCGCCGGGUCUCGGCCGGUGCAAGAACCUGACGCUGCUCAACAUAUACAGCAACAGGUUCACCGGCGCGAUCCCUCGCGAGCUCGGCGAGCUGGAGAACCUGAAGGCGCUGCGUCUGUACGACAACGAGCUAUCAUCGGCGAUCCCGACCUCACUUGGGCGGUGCAAGUCUCUGGCGGCGCUCCAGCUCUCGCAGAACAAAUUGACCGGAUCAAUCCCGCCGGAGCUCGGUGAGCUCCGAUCGCUCCAGUCACUGACGCUCCAUGCCAACCGGCUCACCGGAACGAUUCCGCCUUCUCUGACGAGCCUUGUCAACUUGACGUACCUGUCGCUCAGCUUCAACAACCUGUCAGGCCCGCUGCCGGAGAACAUCGGGUCGCUCCGGAAUCUCCAGAAGCUCGUCAUCGGAGACAACUCGCUCUCCGGCCCGAUUCCGGCGAGCAUCGCCAACUGCACGUUGCUCUCCAACGCCAGCUUGGCGUACAACGAGUUCUCGGGACACUUGCCUGCUGGACUUGGCCGGUUACAGGGUCUUGCAUUCUUGUCGGUGGGCGCCAACUCGCUGGUCGGAGACAUACCGGAGGACCUGUUUGACUGUGGCAGCCUCCGCACGCUGGACCUGGGAGAGAACAGCUUUACCGGCGGACUGAGCCGUCGCGUCGGCGAGCUUGGCGAGCUCAGAUAUCUGCACCUGCAAGGGAACUCUCUUUCGGGAACGAUACCGGCAGAGAUCGGCAACCUGACGAACCUCAUCGACCUGAAGCUCGGGAGGAACCGGUUCGCCGGCCGCGUCCCGGCGAAUAUCUCCAACCUGUCGGCCUCCCUUCAGGUGCUCGACCUGACGCAGAACCGCCUAGACGGCGUUUUGCCGGACGAGCUCUUUGAGCUCCGGCAGCUCACCACACUCGAAGUUGCGUCGAACAGGUUCCGCGGCCCGAUUCCUGCCGCGGUGUCCAACCUCCGCUCGCUCUCCCUCCUCGACCUGUCGAACAACAUGCUGAACGGCACAUUCCCGGUUGGGCUCGGUGGCCACGACCAGCUGCUCACGCUUGACCUCUCCCACAACCGCCUCUCCGGCGCGAUCCCUGGCGCAAUGAUCGCCAAUAUGAGCACCCUUCAGAUAUACCUGAACCUGUCGAACAACGCGUUCACGGGCCCGAUCCCGCAGGAGAUCGGCGGCCUCACAAUGGUCCAAGCCAUCGACCUGUCGAACAACCAGCUCUCCGGUGGCAUCCCGGCGGCACUUGAGGGCUGCAAGAAUCUGUACUCGCUCGACCUCUCCGCCAACAAUCUGAGCGGCUCUCUCCCGGCCGGCCUUUUCCCGCAGCUGGACCUCCUGACGAGCCUCAACGUCUCCCACAACGGCCUCGACGGAGAGAUCCACCCCGAUAUCGCCGCGCUGAAGCACCUACUGACGCUGGACAUGUCGAGCAACGCGUUCGGCGGGGCCAUUCCGCCGGCGCUGGCAAACCUGACGAACCUGAGGGCUCUCAACCUCUCGUCGAACCGCCUCGAGGGGCCCGUGCCGAACGCCGGCUUGUUCAGGAGCCUGGGCAUGUCGAGCCUGCAGGGCAAUGCCGGCCUGUGCGGGUGGAAGCUUCUCGCGCCCUGCCACGGCGGCGUCGCGGGGAAGCGGUGGUUCUCGCGGACAGGGGUGAAGAUACUCGUCACGCUUCUGGUGCUAGCCUUGCUGAUGCUACUUUUACUCGUGGCGAUUCUCCUUGUUGGCUACCGGAGGUACAAGAAGAAGAGGGUCCGGUCAGAUGGCUCCGGCCAUCUGUCAGAGGCCUUCGUGGUGCCGGAGCUGAGGAGGUUCACGUGCGGCGAACUGGCCGCAGCCACCAGCUCGUUCGACGAAGGCAACGUGAUCGGGAGCAGUAGCCUGAGCACGGUCUACAAGGGCGUGCUCGUCGAGCCCGAGGGCACGGUCGUCGCCGUGAAGCGGCUCAACCUGAAGCAGUUCCCGGCCUUGUCCGACAAGAGCUUCCUUAGGGAGCUCGCGACGCUGAGCCGCCUGAAGCACAAGAACCUGGCACGGGUGGUCGGGUACGCGUGGGAGUCCGGCAGGAUGAAGGCCCUGGUGCUCGAGUACAUGGACAACGGCGACCUGGACGGCGCGAUCCACGGCCCGGACGCGCCGCGGUGGACGGUGGUGGAGCGGCUGCGCGUGUGCAUCUCCGUGGCGCACGGGCUCGUGUAUUUGCACUCCGGCUAUGGAUUCCCCAUCGUGCACUGCGACGUCAAGCCGUCGAACGUUCUCCUCGACGGCGACUGGGAGGCGCGCGUCAGCGACUUCGGCACCGCACGGAUGCAGGGCGUCCACCUGACAGACGCGGCGGCGCCCGAGUCGGCGGCCUCGUCGUCGGCGUUCCGCGGCACCGUCGGAUACAUGGCACCAGAGCUGGCGUACAUGAGGAGCGUAUCGCCAAAGGCGGACGUGUUCAGCUUCGGGAUCCUGAUCAUGGAGCUGUUCACCAAGCGGAGGCCGACGGGGAACAUAGAGGAGGACGGCGUGCCGAUGACGCUGCAGCAGCUCGUCGGCAACACGCUGUCGAGGGGCCUCGAGGAUGUCGCCGGCGUCCUGGACCCUGGCAUGAAGGUGGGCACCGAGGCCGACCUGUCCGCCGCUGCCGACGCGCUGAGCCUGGCCGCCUGGUGCGCCGCGUUCGAGCCCGCUGACCGGCCCGACAUGAAUGGUGUGCUCUCGGGGCUGCUCAAGAUCAGCAGAGUGUGUGGAGGAGACUAGAACCAAACCGAGUUGCAGCGUUUUUUUUUUUUUUAUAAACCGAGUUGCAGCGUUUCCUCCAUGGUACUUUUUUUCGAAAUGGGGAGCUUCCGCAUCAAAGUGAUCACACAAAAUGAUGCACACGGCCUUAUUUACUGCAAAAUUGUAGUGUUAAAAUAUUACAUCUCAUGGAUCGCACGAAGUUGCAACAUAAACUAGCCAACAAAAAAGAGUACAAAUGGUCUCUAAACAUCAUGCUGAAUUCUA
Molecule: messenger RNA, 3858 nt
Organism: Lolium perenne
Lineage: Eukaryota; Viridiplantae; Streptophyta; Magnoliopsida; Poales; Poaceae
Biological process (GO): protein phosphorylation
Molecular function (GO): ATP binding; protein binding; protein kinase activity
Source: RefSeq, a predicted model, not a curated record